Messenger RNA from Penicillium malachiteum, 657 nucleotides. RefSeq lists its product as uncharacterized. The transcript has a single exon. The record is from RefSeq and is a predicted model, not a curated record. Lineage: Eukaryota; Fungi; Ascomycota; Eurotiomycetes; Eurotiales; Aspergillaceae. The coding region runs from base 1 to 657 and encodes 218 amino acids.
AUGCAAUCUGAAAAGACACCCCUCCACGGGCCCAUCAAUGAGAAGACCCAACCCUACCUUUUUGCGAUCAAGCAUCUCAUUGACGCCCGGGCUGGUGAAAUCUUGCACAAAAGCAACUUUGGCGGUGGCUGGGAAAAAUGGCUUCAAUUAGAAGUAGCCGCCGAGCUCGACAUGCCUCACACGAUUGACGUCCUUUGUGAGCAGUCCAUCUGGCCAGGCUCGUCAGAUCGGGUUGAUCUCUGGCUGCAGGACCCACAGGCAAAUUAUCAAAACCUGAAUCCAGCGGAUAUUGCAGAGGAACAGUGCUUAUUCCAACUGCGGCGCCGGCAGGGGUUCAUACAAAAGCACGAUAAUGAGCAGCUGAAGAACCUUGGCCAGAUACAUAAGCUAGGCCAGCAAGUCGGAAUUGAGUUGAAGUGUCGCACGUACCUGCAGAAGCCAGCCGACCUGCAAGCCAAAUUCCUGGAAGAUGUGGUGAAGAUUCAUAAUAAGCCGCUUGUUUCGUGUAAGUUAGUGGCGUUGGCGGUGACGGUCGAUGAGUUGGACGUGCACCGAGAGCUUUCGAAGAAAUUCGGGAAUGUCGAGGUUUAUUGGGAUCGUGUGUCGGAUCAUGUUCCGAUAUGGUUGCUUUAUGUGGAGGUUCCUUGGAAGGUUUGA